UGCAUUAAGUCCUCUUUUAUUUGUAGAUUGUGUACUACGUAGUUUAUUAAGCUAUCAAACCAGAACCAUAGUACGUCAAUAUGUAAUGUACCUAUACAGCAUUAAACUCUAACCAUAACGUCAAGCACAUUGCAAUUUUCGUAAUUUUCGGGCAAUAUGACAAAAUGGAAUCAAGAGUUAUAAUUUAUACCACAUCAAAUGGUCGAAAUACAAUUAUCCUGUGCAAAAAGUAUAUACCACAAAAUGAAUCGACUCGGACUUUAGAUUAGGACAACGAAAUCUUAUACGCGGAAUCAUUUUUUGGAAAAUUACUCUGUAAUGAAGUAUUAAAUAAUUAGCUUUAUUUACCCGUCUCAUAUUGUAAGGAAGGAAUUAAUUUUAGUUUAAAAAAUGUUUAAAAUGCAUAAAUGUCGUAUUUUUACUUGAAUCGGAAUGAAUGACAAAAGACAUUUAUGUUUUACAUAAAUGCAAAUCAUCAUACUGCUUCUUCCAUCCUGUUGCAAGAGCUCCAUUAUUUAAAGUUAAAUUUAAAGCCCAUCAAGUUAUUUAUUGUUUAGCUCAUUCUGUCUGCCAUAUAAAAUAUUUAUGAAGAAAUAUCUAAAAACAAUCCUUUCUGUUCAAGUAUUAACCAACCCUUUUCCAGCAUUAUAGUUAACAUGCACAUAUUCAGCCUAGCAUCUCUCUCUUAACUUCUGACUAUUUAGUAUUUAUUGCUAACCACCCUUUUUUGCGUCGUUCCCCCAAAAUGGUCUCUUCCUGGUUCUUCUUCUUCUUUUUCUUCAGUUACAUGAAUUCAGAUCGUAGUCAGCUAUAUAGAAGCAAUCCAUAUGAACAAAAGAAACGGAAGGGAUGUAAAGGUUUCAUUUACAUCAGAGAUUCCAACACAGGGUUAUAAAACCUGUCCGCUUUAGUCCCUUGUCAUGGUAAGCAGACAUUAUAUACAUUUAUUUUAUGCAGAGCUUUGUAACUCUGACUAAGGUUAGUGGUCAAUCUGAAGUAGGUAUUCUGCAAAGCUGGCAAAAGGGUCACCUUCCAAUAUGCUUUGCUCCACUUAUCAGGAAAGAAAGGAAAAGGGUAGGACACCAGGCCGCAUACUGACAUAUUAUCACCGGAAGAAGUUGUGGAAUUAUAAUAAUAAAAGGAAUGGAUUUGACCUAUGCACAGACCAGAAGCACAAUGCAUAACAACGUUUUAUGAAUCGUACUCGUGUGUAGGUAGACCCGAAGCAAAACUAUUAGGAACACUGUUGUGGUUUGGUUGGUUGGUUGGUGGAGAAAUGUAGAAAUUUAAUAGCAACCUCAAAACUUUGAGACUCAUUAGAUAUUUACAUUACAUAAUUUUAUUAUUAUCGACAACUUCACUUACAGCUCUACUACUCACUGGGUUGGUUGGUAGCUUCUCUCGUCACCACCACAAUAAUUCAUGACGAAACCAAAAGGUUUCACAAUAAUUUAUUUCCGAGGUUAAAGCACUCAUCGCUUUGCAGAAUAUUUUAUAUUAUUAUCAAACUGUCUGCUGUGUCUACAGCUUUUACUACUUUUUCGUCUUUCUUCACUUUGUGGUACGUACAUAUGUACAUAUCCUCCUCCAUGGAGGGAUAAGAAGACGACGAUAGUAUGGUGUCGAAAACUGAGUAUGUAUUCCUCGACUUGUGUUAUGUAGGAUAAAAUUCUCAUCGUCAUUUUCACCAGUAAUAGUAAAGCUCGAGUCAGGAUGAGAUGGUUUAUAAACAGGAGCAAAAUAAUAAAGUCAUCAAAUUUUGUUUGCGUUUCCUCCUUUCAAGUUUUUACGUUACAUUACACACUUGGAUUUCUUGUGGAUCUUCUCUAUCUCUCUUCUUCCGAAAGAAACUCCGACCUGAAAAAAAAUAUGCGUUCCUCAUUUCGACUUAAAAAAUAUUGGAUGAGGGAGGAGGAGGAAAACUGCUUAUAGAUGAGGAGGAAAGAGUAAAAAAUAGUGAUCAUAGAACUUAAGAGCGUAUAAAAACUCAGUUAAAUAAAAUCUCUUAAAGUCCUCCUCCACUGCUGCUGGUCGUAUAGGCAUUGCAAGUGCUUCCGUUUUUCUGUUUGCCAUCCAUCGUGGUCUCGUCGUUCAUUUAAUGGAUUCGCAUAUGACUGGAAAAUAUGUCGAGAAAGUUGAGAGAUCGUGCGUGAAUGAAUUAUUGUACAUGAGGAGCAGGGUAGUAAAUAGGAGGCUCGGAAAUUCAUCUCGAUGUACCGAUUGUGUACAUUUUUAGGAAUGCGGUGAAAACAAGCAGCCAUUUUCAUCUCUCCUCUGAUCUGUUUAAGUAAUAAAGUUAAAAACUACUACGGGACGACGAUGAACGGAAGGAAGAGGAGAAAAUAGAAAUGUGGACGAGUUAAAGACAGAAAAGAUGUAAUAUUUGGCUGGGGUUGGAUUAUUUAUGCAUGUUUCGUGGUGGCGAUGCAUGGCGCAGAGCGUAGACAUAUUAAUACUUGAGUUUUAGCUGGAACAAAGCCGUGAAAUUUUGGUGUACACAUAAAAAUAAAAAGCUCUUUGGGAAAUGGAAAUUUGAUUUUUUAUUUAUAAUUUUUGAUAGAUUUUUUUCCAGUGCAUACUCUAUAUUCUAAUUUUUCUUUUUACAAUCACGAAUUUUAGGCAAGAGAGAAGAUUGAUCAAUUUAUGUCCCUAUGCACAUGUGGAGCUAUUUACGGGCUUGUGAUAGAAAUAUUCUAGUCUCGGAGUUAAGCCCAAUGUCGAAUUCAUUAGCAUCAAUCACAAAUAGAUCAAAACAAAAUUUCUUUGCGCGUGUGAAUAUUGACUCAUAAUUUAGACCUGUGAUUUGAUCAUCCUCUUCAAUUACCCAUCCGUUAAUUUCAUUUAUUUGUCUGAUGUUACUCGAACAACGCCAACGCCAAGCAUCACGCUCUUGCCUUUGAUCUCCUUUUUUAACAUCUUUUGAUAAAUGUCACGCCACUGCCUGAAGCUGUUUGUCGUAAGUGAUUUUCUCAAUAAAGCAUUAGGGAUUCAAGGACACUGUAAUUUUGCAAAUGAAGAAAAAAAAAUCCCGUUCUGUAAUUCGGAAAUUUGGCAGAAUCUUCAUGUCCAAAGUAAUAGUGUGUCUUGUAAUUAUAUCAGAAUAAUAAUAAUUGUAAUUUGAAAUUGUGAUUGGAUAGGGUGAUUAACGUACAUACCCCAUAAACAUUGAACUAUGGGCCAUAGCUGGAAUUAGUCAGGGAAGUCUGGCAAACCUCGGCGACAAACUGACUUUGGCAAUAUUAGUCAGGCCAAAUCUGGCCCAUAUACAUAUUCCCGUAGUCCGACAUCUGUGGGCCAGAGUCGCCGCAUAGUUUGCAUCCCAAAGUCUGGCAACAUUGCGGCAGUUAUUAUCCGGCCCACUUUGGGGAAACAUCUGAGCAUUAUUUCAUCUUUUUGUCAACGGACAACAUUAUUUUGGCUCCGUCAGUCAUUAUUUCUCGCACCAUGGCCAUUAGUAUUUCGAAAAAAUUUUGUGUUGUGCAAUUUCUAAAAGAAAAUUCUUUUGCUGCCGUCCCCUCUAAAUGGAUCAUUGAAGAAGAAGGAAACUUGAUGUGCAGGUGGCCAAGAGGGACACAACUAUUAGAUUUAAUUAAGAAUCCUGAUAGCAUUCCUAAGAAAACGUGGAAGAAACUAGGAAUCAAAUUAUUCCGGUCCUUCGGUAGUGAUGAAUACGAGUUAGCAAACUUCAAUGUCGACCAGGCCAAAGUAAUUAGUGGAGGCGAGAAUCAAAGUGGUUCGCUGUCCAGCGACAAAGACGAGGUCAACGAAACGGUCGGAGUUAAGAAAACAAAUAAUAUAAUAUCGACUGAUCUGUCCGUUUCUUCAUUAACUGCUCCACCGCUAGGUAAUUUAAUUGCAGCCUUAUGUCAUAAUUAUGGUUGUGCUAAUUUUAUUGUCCCGAUAGAUUUUAAUCAAGAUUUGGAACUCAGUCCUGUCAGCCCUACCACUUCAAACAAUUUACAGGAACCAGUGAUUUUGGUGGAUGACCAGAGAGAAGGUUUUACACAAAAUGGUGAUAAUAACUCUCAAAAUGCACCUGAUUUGUCUACUCCAAUUUUAAUUCAAACCCUUCCUUCAGAGUCUGACAAAGUGUUUCAAGAGACCGUGAUAAAACUUUUGGUGGAUCUCAAGACUGAAGUUGCUGUCCUCUCAAGUAAAGUGGCAUCUCUAACUAAAUUUGGAAAAUUAGACAAUAUAAGUGCAUUUCCAUUUGAGAAUGAGAUGCAAUAUAUUAAACGAACAUUACGGUCCAAGCGUCAUCCAAUGCAGCAAAUGAUUAAUAGAAUUCACGAGAGGCAAAAUAUUCACAAAAGUAAAAUCCCAGUAAUUUAUAAAGGUCUUGGGUUUAGUUUAAAAUCUGGUUCCGUCGUUACUUGCAAGAAAGGGAACAAUGUGGUCCUCUUGAAUAGUGGUGAGUGUGUAUUAAUUAAUUAUAUUAAUAAUGAUAUAUGUGAGGGUUUUAAAUUUAAAACAAUUAAAAGCUUGUAUGAUCAUCCCUGUCAAAGUCAGAACGUACACAUGUACUUAUGUGCAGAUAUUGACACAAACAAGAUACAAAAUGUUAUAUGAUUCCUCAUUUAGAAUUGGACACAUUUGUGUGUGUCGCGCUACUUUAAUUUAUGUUCUUUUAGUGUAUCUAAUUAAUUUUGUUAAAUGUUAUUCAUAAUUUUUGUAUGUAGCUGACGCUUAAUUUAAUUCAAUAAGAAAUAAAAACAUAUAUGAAGGAUA
Molecule: messenger RNA, 4728 nt
Organism: Folsomia candida
Lineage: Eukaryota; Metazoa; Arthropoda; Collembola; Entomobryomorpha; Isotomidae
Exons: 3
Coding region: 3445-4569 (374 amino acids)
Source: RefSeq, a predicted model, not a curated record